AUGUCUGGUGAACUCUACUGCAGUGUAUCCUGUGCGAAACAGGGCUUCUCGGAAGUUAACGCUCCACAGCAGCGUGUAAAACGUGCGUUCCAGCGUAAUCAGCAGGAAAGUAAUGGCAAAUCCAGCAAUUUCGAAUUGGUACCACGAGCACUGCGACUGUGCUCAGAUGAAGCAUUCGAAAAUGAUAUUAGGUUGUUGGCUCUGAGAAAACGUUAUGAGCAAAAGUCCGGUGCAAAGAAGCCAAUACCGCUGCUGAGCACCGAAAUUGAACAACAGUCCUUAGUUCCGAGCCGAAUAUCAAACCAAUUUGAUUAUAAAACAAGUAUCGACAAACAACGAGCCCUUAGUGCUAGAUAUGCACUGAUGAUAAGGAAUCGUCUUCGUGAGCAAAUGGUACUCGAGCAGCGGAUGGCAACUGUACAGGAUUUAGUGCACGAGCAACCAAUUCCAACAUUUCUGAGCUCUUUCGGAGGCAUGUUUUUUAGUCCCACACAAACAUCAAGGAAGUUGAAACCGACCCGACAACCGACAAUCAGACACCAGGUUUAUACUUUUACUCCAAAAAAGCAUUAUAGCUGA
Molecule: messenger RNA, 579 nt
Organism: Gongylonema pulchrum
Lineage: Eukaryota; Metazoa; Nematoda; Chromadorea; Rhabditida; Gongylonematidae
Source: the annotation of a GenBank genome assembly